This is a messenger RNA of Eruca vesicaria subsp. sativa (arugula), 2127 nucleotides long. NCBI's taxonomy places the organism in Eukaryota, Viridiplantae, Streptophyta, Magnoliopsida, Brassicales, Brassicaceae. The record is from the annotation of a GenBank genome assembly.
AUAUUGUGUAUCUUAGGAUCCGAAACUUCUUCUGUGAAUCUUUUGAAACUAUCGUAGGAAAAAAAAAUGGCAACUCAACUAGGUUUGUUCCUCGGACUGAACAAAAGAAACGUUGUGACAAGACAACAAUUAGCUCCUCGUCCUAAUCCUCGCAAAGUGUCCAUUGUUGCUCAAUCUAGAGGGCUCCGCAUGGAAAGCGCCAACGCUGGCCCGGUGGUUCUGGUCACGGGAUGCUCUCAUGGCGGGAUUGGUCACGCGCUUGCGCGUGAGUUCGCUGAGAAUGGUUGUCGUGUGGUGGCGACGAGCAGAUCACGGAGUAAGAUGACGGAUCUUGAGCAGGAUCCGAGGUUGUUCGUGCAGGAGCUUGAUGUUCGGUCGGAACAGAGCGUGAACAAAGUUUUGUCGAAUGUUAUAGAUAAGUUCGGUCAAAUAGAUGUUCUUGUCAACAACGCAGGCAUUCAGUGCGUUGGUCCUCUUGCUGAGAUACCAAUCUCCGCCAUGGAAAACACAUUCGACACCAAUGUUUUCGGUACCCUGAGGAUGACGCAAGCUGUUGUACCUCACAUGGUGUGUAAGAAAAAGGGAAAGAUUGUCAACGUUGGAAGUGUUUCUGUGAUGUCACCAAGUCCAUGGGCAGGUGUCUACACAGGAACCAAAGCUGCUAUUCACGCUCUUACCGAUUCCCUCAGGUUGGAGCUAGAGCCCUUUGGCAUUGAUGUCAUCGAUGUCGUCCCAGGAGGAAUAAGAUCAAACUUAGCAAACUCAGCUGUAGCAGUCUUCAAGAAAAUGCCAGAGCUGAGACUAUACAAGCCUUACGAAGAAGCUAUCAUAGAGAGGGCCUUCUUUUUCCAGAGGAGGAAGCCAACUCCUACAGAAACAUUCGCCAAAGACACUGUUGCUGCUGUGCUAAAGAAGAACCCACCCGCUUGGUUCUCUUCAGGCAGAUACUCGACCUUCAUGGCAAUUAUGUACCAUAUGCCCAUUUGGUACAAAGAUUUUCUCCAGAAGAAGUCUUUAAUGAAGAAGGUUAAUCAUGUAAAAGCUUGUUCAGAGUCUGAUAAUGUCCUGCUUGAGUAGGGAUAGUUAUCACAUCAUGUUAGUCAUGUUCAUUUGCAUGUCGCAGCAACCUGCAACCUCAAUGUCAUCACGCAACAUUAAAAAAACAACAACCUGCUAAUAGUGGUAACAACGAACACAAAGAACACGGUAAGAAAAAGCCUGUGGUACAAAUAUUUAUAAGGGGAAAGGUGAACGUUUCUACAACACGAGGAAUAUUUUUUCCGCAUUAACUCGACCCAACAAUGUAUAAUCAAAACCAACAUAUCCGCAGAUAGAUAAGGGUCACAGCUAUCUAAAAGCUAUAUCGACUAACAUCACUUCUAACUUUUAAGAAUGGUGUGGAGCUCCAUAAUACAUUAUCCCCGGUGGCUGGAAAGUUGAACCUUGUUGAGUUUGUUGUUGUUGUUGAGAUGAGUUUGACUGAGGAAUCUGAGGCUGUUGAUUACUUAUCAUAUGUGGUGGUGGUGGAGGAGGCGGAAGUCCAGGUGGCAUUAACGGGAUGUUACCAAAGCCAUAAGGAUUGUUCAUUACCGGCUGUUUUAGAAACUGUGGUGGUGGUGGUGGUGCUGGAUUAGAGAUCAAAUGGUACUGACUUUGUGUUGCGGGUGUCUGGUUCUGGGGGUUGUUGUAAGGAGGGACAAAAGCAUUGGUGUCUGAAACCGGAACUGUGCUCUCUGAUUUGGAUAGACCAGAAGUCUUUGUUGCUUCAGCUGCGAAUGAAGAUAGAACAGAUUGCAUUAUCAUGUGUGAUGAGGUGGAUGCUGUGAGCAUCGCAGCUAUAGAAGCAGGCGUCAUUUUUGAUGCUUGACCAGACUUGGCGCCGUUGUUUUCAGUUGUCUCGGUUAUCGUGGUAGCAGAGACUGAGCCCGGAGCAGCAACGGUUGUUGGGUUUGAUACAUAGUCCUCAUCGUUGAGCCGUUUCUGCAUUUUUUGAGCUUCCUCUGUUUGUUCUUGUGCAACCUGAUAAUAACAAAGAAUAGUUCAUGAGCGUAAAGCUCAGGUGGAACACAAACGAGGUGAAAGAUUCAGUGGGAGAUCAUACACAUACCUGAAUCUGAGCUUCAAGAU